Messenger RNA from Ictalurus punctatus (channel catfish), 3641 nucleotides. RefSeq names its product dystrobrevin, alpha (gene dtna). Lineage: Eukaryota; Metazoa; Chordata; Actinopteri; Siluriformes; Ictaluridae. Gene Ontology annotation, biological process: synaptic signaling. The record is from RefSeq and is a predicted model, not a curated record. Bases 406 to 2514 code for a protein of 702 amino acids. Gene Ontology annotation, molecular function: zinc ion binding. The transcript is spliced from 24 exons. Gene Ontology annotation, cellular component: synapse; plasma membrane.
GCGCAGGCUGGAGCCUGACAGUUUCUAAUUUCAGCCUGCUGCUCUCGCUUCACUGCACUGCUUUUGUUGUGGUGCUCGGGCCUGUUGAGAAAGCAAGAGGGACGUCUACGGCAGGAACAACAUUACAGGCGACACAACUUUGUAAAUACGAGCGAGAGAGAGAGAGAGAGAGAGAGAGGGACCAUGGUGCUCUCCGGCGGUUCGUAUCAUCUGUUGGCUGGUGUCAGAGCUUUCCUGGAUCAAGGGCAGGACAUUCUCUAAACCUAAUCAUGCAUUACACACCGAUGAAAAGAACAGGCUUGGAAGAGUGGACCCGAUUGUCAGAUUUGAACCGUGUUCCGUAACCUCUCCGUAACGGCGGAACGAAAACGUCGUUAAUCCGAUCCGACUGCUUUACAUUAAAGAAUGAUCGAGGAAGCUCAACGUAGCAGCAGCACCAUGGCAGACAGAAGACAACUGUUUGCUGAGAUGCGAGCUCUACAGUUGGAUUCCAUCAGACUUUCCACUUACAGAACUGCGUGCAAGCUCCGAUUCAUUCAGAAGAGGUGCAAUUUGCACCUAGUGGACAUCUGGAAUGUCAUCGAAGCCUUCCGGGAGAACGGCCUUAACACCAUGGACCUCAACACGGAGUUCUCAGUGGCUCGACUCGAAGCAAUACUGUCCACGAUCUUCUUGCAGCUGAACAAGCGUAUGCCCACUACACACCAGAUCAGUGUGGAGCAAUCCGUGUUACUUCUGCUCAACUUCUUGCUGGCGGCAUAUGACCCGGAAGGUCUAGGCAAGAUCUCGGUAUUUGUCGUGAAGAUGGCGCUUGCUACGUUAUGUGGAGGGAAGAUUCUGGACAAAUUAAGAUACAUUUUUUCUCAGAUAGCAGAUCCCACAGGUGUGAUGGUUUAUUCCCAGUUUGACCAGUUCUUGAAGGAGGUGCUCAAGCUUCCCGUUACUGUUUUUGAAGGACCGUCUUUUAGCUAUGCCGAGCAGACCGCACGGACUUGCUUUGCACAACAAAAGCAGGUUUCUCUGAAUGUGUUCCUGGACACCUUCAUGUCCGAUCCUCCGCCACAGUGUCUUGUAUGGUUGCCGCUUAUGCAUCGGCUGGCUAACGUGGAGAACGUCUUCCACCCCGUUGAGUGCUCCUACUGCCAUAGCCAAAGCAUGAUGGGAUUUCGCUAUCGGUGCCAACAAUGCCAUAAUUACCAGCUCUGUCAGGAGUGCUUCUGGAAGGGCCUUGCCUCCGGCUCCCAUAGCAACCAGCACCAGAUGAAGGAAUACACGUCAUGGAAAUCUCCUGCUAAGAAGUUAUCGAACGCUCUUAGUAAGUCUCUGAGCUGUGCCUCUAACCGGGAGCAACUCCAUCCCGUGUUCUCCGACGUUCCUGAGAAACCUCUCAACCUUGCUCACGUGGUUGACACUUGGCCUCCGAGGCCAGCGAACAGUGGGAACGAGUACACGCUGUCCCACACCAUGCCUUCGACCAACAAGCCCUUCAGAGUAGCCGGGAACGAGGACGUUAAACAGAGGAUACUCCUGACUAGGGAUACCCCAGACCUACUGAAAGGGAAAGGGGUUCAGUACAGCCUUGAUAUUGCGGACAGACUCGCAGACGAACAUGUUCUCAUCGGGUUAUAUGUGAACCUCCUCCAAAAGAACCGCACCGGUUUGCUGGAAAGCAGGACUAAUAACCAGGAUGAUGAGCACUACCUCAUUGCCCGCUAUGCUUCCCGGUUGGCUGCCGACAGAACAUCAGUGCAAGCCAGAGUGCCGACUGACCUGUCUCUCUCUCUGGACACGAACAAACAACAGAGGCAACUCAUCGCUGAACUGGAAAGCAAGAACAAGGAAAUCUUGCAGGAGAUUCAGCGGUUAAGACAGCAGCAUGAUGAAGCAUCUGAACCUCUAGCUGACAAAAGCCAGCAAAACCCUACACUGCUCGCUGAGCUUCGCCUUCUUAGGCAGAGGAAGGAAGAACUGGAGGACAGGAUGUCGGCUCUUCAAGAGAGCCGUAGAGAACUGAUGGUGCAGCUGGAACAGCUCAUGUUACUGUUAAAGGAGGAAGAACGGAAGCAGAAUCAGGGUCCAGGCUCCUCCUCUCGCUCCUCCCCGAGCCACACAGCCAGCAGCUCCAUCCCCAUGCCUGUACCGGCAACUUCCGGCAACACGACACCCAGUCAGACGCCUCAGGACUCGCUCAUGGGGCUUGGAGGAGACGUCAUACAGGCUUUUUCUCAGAGUUCAAGACGUAACUUAAGAAACGACCUGCUCGUGGCUGCGGACUCCAUCACCAGCACCAUGUCCUCGCUGGUUAAAGAGCUUCACUCGGAAGCAGGAAGCGAGCGCGACAGUAACGUUGACGGAGAAGCCGACGGACUCGAGUCACGGAUGUUAGAUGAGGACCUAGAAGGAGAGGGAGGCUACGAGAAGGAGUUGGAACGGCGUCUGGAGAGAGAACUCCGGAUGGACGAGAAAACCCCUGCUGGAGAAAGUCUACACGGCAGAGGAAUCGCGCAGUACUGACGGGCCGAGCGCUCGACGACGCAAACGAAUCUACUGAGCAUUAACACCACCUUCUGUAAAUAUACAUGUCUUUUGUUUUUCGAAAUAUACAGAAUUGUGUUUUAGAGAAAAAAAAAAAAAUAUAUAUAUAUAUAUAUAUACUGUGAACUGACUCAGAGAUUAUGCAGAGCAGAUAUGUCAUAACACCAUCAGUGCCAUAAAAACGAAGACACACGGACGUUAUUUUACCGACAUUUCGCGUACUGUACCGUUUUCAGAAAGUGGCGGGAAAAUCAGGUUUAACAAAGCUGCUAUCUUUUAUAGCGUACGUCACACCUCGCGCUGACUCGCCCGCUAGCUUCGCUGUCUUUACGUCGCAUCGAUUUGAGAUUGGGAUCGUGUGGUUGUUCUUUUCUUUUGAUUUGAAUUCGAAGCAAAACUUCUGAAGGUAUAAAAUCAUGUGUAUAUAUAUAUAUAUAUAUAUAUAUAUAUAUAUAUAUAUAUAUAUAUAUAUAUAUAUAUAUAUACAUACACACACACACACACACACACACACAGUAAAAUUCCAAACGAAUACACUGCCUUAGCUUAGGUAAAUUAGGUUAACCCUCGAAGAAUUAUACUGGAUUAUUAGGAAUUCUUUGUUUUAUUUUUUUCAACAAAUGAUCGUUUCACACUGGUACGCUUCAUUUCCUGCGGAGUUAAGUAGGGCAACUCUUUUGAAGCGAAUUAAAAGCGACGAGAAGCUGACCCGCGUUCAGAAGUAUUCGAAUGCGAUAAAAUUCUUCCGUACGGUCCGAGUUAAAACACUGCGUCGAUUACCGUGUUCAUUAAUUAAGCGCUUACUCCUAAGCACACGUCUGAAGUCAUACGUUUGUUCGUGUACUAAACGAGUACGGUGUUUUCAUUUAAACAGGCUUUUUUUUUUUUUUUUAAUGUAUUUAAUUUUUUUUAAAGGGUCACGGUUCCAGCACGGCAGUUGUUUAUAAGUGUCGUUUAUAUAACUAUAUAUCCCACACCACUUGUACACACUUGAAAUAAUAGCCUGCCCACCAUUUUGAACUGGUCUGUUACACUUUGCAUGGUGCAAGUAAAAUAAAUAAAUAAAUGAAGGAAUGAAUAAAUAAAGAUAUUCUGUUGUAUUCGGA